This is a messenger RNA of Pipistrellus nathusii (Nathusius's pipistrelle), 1368 nucleotides long. The record is from the annotation of a GenBank genome assembly. Lineage: Eukaryota; Metazoa; Chordata; Mammalia; Chiroptera; Vespertilionidae.
AUGGCCGCGGCCCGCGCCUCCAACGACCGGCCCCCGGGCGCCGGAGGCCUGAAGCGCGCGCGGCAGCAGCAGGAGGCGGCGGGGGCCCGCGUGACGGUGGUGCUGGGCGCGCAGUGGGGGGACGAGGGCAAGGGCAAGGUGGUGGACCUGCUGGCCACGGACGCCGACAUCGUCAGCCGCUGCCAGGGGGGCAACAACGCGGGCCACACGGUGGUGGUGGACGGCCAGGAGUACGACUUCCACCUGCUGCCCAGCGGCAUCAUCAACACCAAGGCCGUGUCCUUCAUCGGCAACGGCGUGGUUGUCCACCUGCCGGGCUUGUUCGAAGAAGCAGAGAAGAAUGAGAAGAAAGGCCUCAGGGACUGGGAGAAGAGGCUCAUCAUCUCCGACCGCGCCCACCUCGUGUUUGACUUCCACCAGGCGGUGGACGGGCUGCAGGAGGUGCAGCGGCAGGCCCAGGAGGGGAAGAACAUCGGCACCACCCGCAAGGGCAUUGGCCCCGCCUACUCGUCCAAGGCGGCCCGCACGGGCCUGCGCAUCUGCGACCUGCUGGCCGGCUUCGAUGAGUUCUCCGCCAGGUUCAAGAACCUGGCCCACCAGCACCAGUCCAUGUUCCCCUCGCUGGAGAUCGACGUGGACGGCCAGCUCAAGAAGCUCAAGGGCUUUGCGGAGAGGAUCCGGCCCAUGGUCCGGGACGGCGUGCACUUCAUGUACGAGGCGCUGCACGGCCCCCCCAAGAAGAUCCUGGUGGAGGGCGCCAACGCCGCCCUGCUGGACAUCGACUUCGGGACCUACCCCUUCGUGACAUCCUCCAACUGCACGGUGGGCGGCGUGUGCACGGGGCUGGGCAUCCCGCCCCAGAACGUGGGCGACGUGUAUGGCGUGGUGAAGGCCUACACCACACGCGUGGGCAUCGGCGCCUUCCCCACGGAGCAGAUCAACGAGAUCGGCGACCUGCUGCAGAACCGCGGGCAUGAGUGGGGCGUGACCACCGGCAGGAAGAGGCGCUGCGGCUGGCUGGACCUGGUGAUCCUGCGCUACGCCCACAUGGUCAACGGCUUCACCGCGCUGGCCCUGACCAAGCUGGACAUCUUGGACGCCCUGGACGAGAUCAAGGUCGGCAUCUCCUACAAGCUGAACGGGAAGAGGAUCCCUUACUUCCCAGCGAACCAGGAGAUGCUGCAGAAGGUGGAGGUGGAGUAUGAGACGCUGCCCGGCUGGAAGGCGGACACCACAGGCGCCAGGAAGUGGGAGGACCUGCCCCCGCAGGCCCAGAACUACGUGCGGUUCGUGGAGAACCACGUGGGCGUGCCAGUGAAAUGGGUUGGAGUCGGCAAGUCCCGGGACUCGAUCAUCCAGCUGUUUUAG